This is a messenger RNA of Anopheles stephensi (Asian malaria mosquito), 2574 nucleotides long. Its product is annotated as cell surface glycoprotein 1-like. The record is from RefSeq and is a predicted model, not a curated record. NCBI's taxonomy places the organism in Eukaryota, Metazoa, Arthropoda, Insecta, Diptera, Culicidae.
ACAUCGACACCAACAUCGCCCACACCAACAUCGCCCACACCAACAUCGCCCACACCAACCAUCGCCACACCAACAUCGCCCACACCAACAUCGCCCACACCAACAUCGCCCACACCAACACCACAAUCGCCUACACCAACAUCGCCCACACCAACAUCGCCCACACAACAUCGCACACCAACAUCGCUCACAACAACAUCGCCCACACCAACAUCGCCCACACCAACAUCGCUCACAACAACAUCGCCCACACCAACAUCGCCCACACCAACAUCGCCCACACCAACAUCUCCUACACCAACAUCGCCCACACCAACAUCGCCCACACCAACAUCGCCCACACCAACAUCGCCCACACCAACAUCGCCCACACCAACAUCGCCCACACCAACAUCGCUCACAACAAACAUCACACCAACAUCUCCUACGCCAACAUCGCCCACACCAACAUCGCCCACACCAACAUCGCCCACACCAACAUCGCCCACACCAACAUCGCCCACACCAACAUCUCCUACGCCAACAUCGCCCACACCAACAUCGCCUACACCAACAUCGCCCACACCAACAUCGCCCACACCAACAUCGCCCACACCAACAUCGCUCACACCAACAUCGCCCACACCAACAUCGCCCACACCAACAUCGCCCACACCAACAUCGCCCACACCAACAUCGCCCACACCAACAUCGCCUACACCAACAUCGCCCACACCAACAUCGCCCACACCAACAUCUCCUACACCAACAUCACCCACACCAACAUCACCCACACCAACAUCGCCCACACCAACAUCACCCACACCAACAUCGCCCACACCAACAUCGCCCACACCAACAUCGCCCACACCAACAUCUCCUACGCCAACAUCGCCCACACCAACAUCGCCCACACCAACAUCGCCCACUCCAACAUCACCCACACCAACAUCGCCCACACCAACAUCGCCCACACCAACAUCGCCCACACCAACAUCGCCCACACCAACAUCGCCCACACCAACAUCGCCCACACCAACAUCGCCCACACCAACAUCGCCCACACCAACAUCGCCCACACCAACAUCGCCCACACCAACAUCGCCCACACCAACAUCGCCCACACCAACAUCGCCCACACCAACAUCGCCCACACCAACAUCGCCCACACCAACAUCGCCCACACCAACAUCACUCACAACAACAUCGCCCACACCAACAUCUCCUACGCCAACAUCGCCCACACCAAUAUCGCCCACACCAACAUCGCCCACUCCAACAUCACCCACACCAACAUCUCCUACGCCAACAUCGCCCACACCAACAUCGCCCACUCCAACAUCACCCACACCAACAUCGCCCACACCAACAUCUCCUACGCCAACAUCGCCCACACCAACAUCGCCCACACCAACAUCGCCCACACCAACAUCGCCCACACCAACAUCGCCCACACCAACAUCGCCCACACCAACAUCGCCCACACCAACAUCGCCCACACCAACAUCGCCCACACCAACAUCGCCCACACCAACAUCGCCCACACCAACAUCGCCCACACCAACAUCGCCCACACCAACAUCUCCCACACCAACAUCGCCCACACCAACAUCGCCCACACCAACAUCGCCCACACCAACAUCGCUCACAACAACAUCGCCCACACCAACAUCUCCUACGCCAACAUCGCCCACACCAAUAUCGCCCACACCAACAUCGCCCACACCAACAUCGCCCACACCAACAUCGCCCACACCAACAUCGCCCACACCAACAUCUCCUACGCCAACAUCGCCCACACCAACAUCGCCCACACCAACAUCGCCCACACCAACAUCGCCCACACCAACAUCGCCCACACCAACAUCGCCCACACCAACAUCUCCUACGCCAACAAGGCCCACACCAACAUCGCCCCCACCAACAUCGCCCACAACAUCGCCCACACCAACAUCGCCCACACCAACAUCUCCUACGCCAACAUCGCCCACACCAACAUCGCCCACACCAACAUCGCCCACACCAACAUCGCCCACACCAACAUCGCCCACACCAACAUCUCCUACGCCAACAAGGCCCACACCAACAUCGCCCACACCAACAUCGCCCACACCAACAUCGCCCACACCAACAUCUCCUACGCCAACAUCGCCCACACCAACAUCGCCCACACCAACAUCGCCCACACCAACAUCGCCCACACCAACAUCGCCCACACCAACAUCGCCCACACCAACAUCGCCCACACCAACAUCGCCCACACCAACAUCGCCCACGCCAACAUUGCCCACACCAACAUCGCCCACAACACCAACAUCUCCUACGCCAACAUCGCCCACACCAACAUCGCCCACACCAACAUCGCCCACACCAACAUCGCCCACACCAACAUCGCCCACACCAACAUCUCCUACGCCAACAUCGCCCACGCCAACAUCGCCCACGCCAACAUCGCCCACACCAACAUCUCCUACGCCAACAUCGCCCACACCAACAUCGCCCACACCAACAUCUCCUACGCCAACAUCGCCCACGCCAACAUCGCCCACACCAACAUCGCCCACACCAACAUCGCCCACACCAACAUCUCCUACG